Messenger RNA from Varroa destructor (honeybee mite), 6366 nucleotides. Its product is annotated as eukaryotic translation initiation factor 4 gamma 3-like. Gene Ontology annotation, molecular function: mRNA binding; protein binding; translation initiation factor activity. Gene Ontology annotation, cellular component: eukaryotic translation initiation factor 4F complex. The record is from RefSeq and is a predicted model, not a curated record. Lineage: Eukaryota; Metazoa; Arthropoda; Arachnida; Mesostigmata; Varroidae.
AUGCUAUCGGCCAGCAAGCAGGAGCAUUCCUUCUAACAAGCGCCAUCUUGUGUGCGCCUGCUUGUUCUCUAAGGCAAAGGGCUGAGAAUUAAAUCCCUAGAAAUCAUCAGUGUUUCGUGGUGAAAUCGUGUUUAAGUUUAGCUAGUGAGUGCGAGAGUGAUAUGCUCAUUUAAUUGGUGGAUUGGGCGAGCCCGCGCCCCGAGGGGCUGUCAUGCCAGGUCUCCCCCUGGUGCAGCAACCCACCGGGCCUGUUCCGGGCACCAAUAGCGGCCCACCGAGACAGCAGCCCAAGUACAAUCCUAUGCAGCAGCACGGGCCACAUCCCGGCUCUCAGCCGCAUCCUGGCCCACACCAACAUCGCGGAAACCCCGCCGGACAGCCAACACCCCAGACAAUGAGGCCGGGAAUGAACAAUUUUGGGCAAUAUCCACGUGGAAUGCCCCACCAAGGAGAAAUGAAGGGCAGUCCUGUCGGCGCACAAGGCCCCCAUGCCAUACCAACUGGGCCCCCGCCAAGUGGAGCAGCCACGGGAGCACCAAUGGCCGGUUUUCCCCCAGUUGGCCAAAUGGUUGGUCCUAGCGUGCAGCAGAUAACCAUGGCACAACAAGGCCAACCGAAUCAGCGCGCUGCUAUAGCGUAUAGCCAGUUCACCUAUAAUCCACCUGGCGCCAGACCACAACAGCCCUACACUACACAGGCUCCUGGUGGUCGCAUGCCUGUGAUCGUUCAUGGUGCUCCGGGCUACCGCACCUUUUAUCCGGCAGUAUCAGCAGGCCACGCACAGAAUUACUUUUUUAGCGUACCUCAGGCGCCACCAAUGCUAGCUGCUCAGCAAGGGGGUGCGAUGAUGACUGCUCAGACGGCAGCAGCGGCGUAUCAACAACAGCAGCAACAACAGCAACAGCCGCAACAGCGAGGUUUGCAACAGCGAGAGCGAAAAAUUCUUCAGAUCAAGAACCCCGAAACAAAUGAAGAGGUCCACCUAGACUAUCGAAACAAGAAAUCAAAUUCAGGCCCGCCACAGUCCGCUAUCGGCCCCGCGACGGUCCCUCCUGUUGGGCCACCUGCAGGCCCUCCUGCGGUAUUGAUGAACCCUAGUGGCAUCCCGCCACAGAUUCCCCCACAGAAUUUAGUCGCAGUUAACCCGAUGGUUCCGCCUACGCAGCAGCAGCAACAGCCGCCUACCCAGUCCACGCCACAACAAACCUCGCCCCUGGUGGGCUCACAACAUCCGCCUGCGACAUCGCCGCCGUCAAUCACCGCAGCGGUACAACAGCAGCAAGCAUCAGCGCCGGUUCCCACCGGACCCGGUCAUGUCAUGCCGGUGCCACUAGCGCAGCAGCAGCGACCAGCGGUCCCUCAAGGUUUACCACAGACACUACUACCAAGCGCAGUUGUGCCUCUACAACCGAAGCAACAACAGCCGUUAUCUUCGGGACCCCCGCCAGCAGUUGUUCAAACACACCAACAGCAACCACAAACGCAACCUCAGCAGCAGACGCCCUCGGUCCAGCCUCAGCAACAGCAGCCGACGUCGCCGGCAGUGUUAGGUGGAUACGCGGCAGCGGCCGCGGCCGCGACAAGUCCGCCUGCUCCCCUCUUGGGUGGAGUUGUGUCAAGUACCAAUGGUGGCAGGCCUCCUACCCCGUCGAUUUCUGCCCCUACUCCCGCAGCAACGGAUACCGCUUCAACACAGCCGCUGGGUUCCCCCACCCCAGGGCAGGUCGUUACACAACCGACGCAGGUCACUCCUGACCAUUCAGCAAAGAGGGAGACGGGUGAUGCUACGCAGGCGUCGUCGUCAUCCGUAUCUUCCACCCCAUCCGGUGAAGUGAGACCCGGCAAAGUCAAAGGAAAGCCCAACUUAAAAAUGACUUCGUUGGCCAACGAACAGAAACGCCACGCUGAGAGGAACUUGUCUUCGCCCAUCCCUCCUGUACAUGGGUUUAACAGUCAAUAUACGAAUGGUAACCACAGCGGUGCCAAUAAUGGCAGCAACGAAAUUAGCACCGUUCCGAAUGGUCGUCAUAGUUAUCCAAAAACUGAUUUCGAAAUAAGUAUUUACAAUCCCAAGGAGAAGGAUGUGGGUCGACAAGGCACUCCUUGUGAAAAAAAUGUUACCAACAAUGCUCAUCAUAAUGAAGUUGUCAUUGAGUACAAUUUCUGCACCUGCAACGAUAAAAUCGACAGCAGCAGGUGCAGCAGCUGCAACGAUACCCCCUGUUCACCCAGUGGAAGCGCCGGGACCCUGAAUAGAGAGCAAGCGCGCAAUCAACGAAACCGCAACAACAUAAGCGUCAAUGCUUCAGUUUCUCCCACCGAUCCAGCGGAAAUGGAGUCGAACGAGGAGGCCGUUAACGAGUCCUCGGAAGUGUCAGAAAGCGCCGCGACCGGCGACCGAGAGCAAGGUUCGCGGUCUUCUCUUCAAAGGGAGGAAGAUGAGGAACGACGCAAGGUUGAAGUAAAGAAUGAGGAAAACCUCCGCAAGAGUCAAGAAGCAAAAGAGCUGCAGAACUCUCAACAGUUGUCAGAAAUAGAACAGUCGAUGCCGUCGUCUGAAGUUGUUGGCGAAGAACAGACGAAUGUCAGCUUAGAUUGCAAAGGAGCCGCGGAACUGAAACGGAGUGAAAAGGUGACACCUGCCGCAGUCGCAGCUACCAGUCACAAGAAUCCAUCAGAAGACUCGACAACCAGUAACGACUCCGGUUCAGCUAGCAGUAAGGAAGAGGUGGUCAAAAAUGACACCGACGACGCCAAUUCCCGGCAGGAGGAUGAACUCGAAUUGGGAGAAGUGGUUUCGGAUGAGUCUGACGCGGAACUCGCCGAAGUCGAUAACCACAAUGAUGAGUACAGUCCCGUACCGGACAACAACGGCAAGAAGAGGUAUGACCGCGAAUUUUUGUUAAAACUACAACGCCAACCAAUGUCGAUGCAGCCUCCGAAGGACAUGCCCAAGCUUGAGAUUUUCAGGAGUAACGCAAUCUGCCAUACGCUAUCGGACAAACCGCGCGGGGGUCCUACCGGUGUUGUCGACCAGUACGGUCUAAGAAACGGUCGAGGUGGUGCUCCCGGGAGUUCCAUGAAUCGCAACACAAAGGGUGCACAGACUCGUGCGGGAGAGCGACCGAAGAGGAUUAUCACGUUGAGUUCAUCGAUAAACCAGGACGUGAAACUGCACACUGCUGAGAAGGCUUGGAAGCCGUUUAAGGAAGUCGGUAUCGCGAGUGGCGAAUCCGAUGAUCUGCUUUACAAGAAAUUCCGAGGUAUUUUAAACAAGCUUACCCCGCAGCGCUUUGACACACUGCUUGACCAAGUAAAAAAACUAGAAAUUAACUCGGAGGAACGUCUGUCCAACGUCGCCGGACUCGUGUUAGAAAAGGCUCUCAAUGAGACGCAUUUUGCCUCAACGUACGCCAGGCUAUGCCAUACCCUGCUAACAACAUUCACGGUACCGAAAGUUCAACGCGACCCGGGACCGGCAAUGAAUCAUACCGUUACUUUCCGCAAGAUGCUAUUGCAAAAGUGCCAGCAGGAAUUCGAGAAAGAUACUGACGACUCUCCCGCUAGUAAAGAACGAGAGAAGAAGGAACAAGAGAAGCGACAGAGUGAACUCGACGCCGCAAAAAAUGAGCAAGAGCGCAAGGAAAUUCAGGAGAAGUACACUGAAGCUGACGCCAAGGCGAAGCGGCGAACGCUCGGAUUAAUGCGUUUCAUUGGCGAACUCUAUAAUCUGAACAUUCUUAAUUUCAAUAUUAUGAGUGACUGUUUCCGAAAACUCAUGAAGUACCCUACUGAUGAAGACUCAAUAGUAUGCGCCUGCAAACUCUUUACGACAGUGGGCAAAAAGCUAGCGGACGAAAGUACGUUACGAAACGGACCCCAGGAUACGCCUGAACUUAAAGAAAAGCACACACUGUUUCAGAAUUUAAUGCUAAAUCUUAAGAAGAUAAUUAGCGAUAAUCGUGAUGCCCAGAAGAAUAAUCAAAGAAGUCUACCACAGCGUGUGAUAUUCAUGCUGGAAGAUGUUCGAGAACUCAAAGAACGCGGCUGGGUACCUCGCCGAAAUGAGCAGGCUCCAAAAACUUUGGAACAAAUUCAGAAGGAUGCCGAAAACGAGAAGCUUCUUGCAACCAUUAAUGCAGGUGGUCCGUCUGCCGGAGGUGGCGGCAGUCGCUACUCAUCGAUACAGAGUGACCGCAACCGUCGUUCCUUCGGCAGCCAGUCGCAGAACGCCAGUUCGCCUAGAGGCACCGACUUCAAGCACACAAAGCAAAUGAUGGAAUCCGUAGCAUUCAAAGGAAUGACGCUAUCAAUGUCUUUACAACCGACGAUGAGUCGCCCAUCGGGCUCGCAAUGGGUUAGUGGAGCAAGCGGAGGCGGAAGUCGGAACUCCAGCCUCAGGGGCAAUCGCGCAGAUGACACGCCUCUCGUGACCUCAACGAAUAAGUUUGAUUUGCUCAACCGCGAUGGCUCUGACCACCCAGCGCGCUCCCAGGAGAGUUCACCGUCACGACAGCGCGAGCGCGAAGCUGCCUUGCAAGGCGUGCGUAAAAUAGGCCUGGCCAAUGCGACUGCCGGCAGCAGCGGCAACGGGCGUCCAGGUGGUGCACGCGGUUCCGCGCCCGCAAGCCGUAACGCCAGUCAAGGGGGUGGCCUGAGUGGUGGGCAGCCAGGCGCCGUCGGCGAAGGAACUCAUUCGCUGCAGGGCACCGAGUCCAAUGAUGAUAAUGUGCGCCGCUACGCGGAGACCAUUCUCCUGGAAUAUGCUACCAAUGGCAAUCGCGAGGAUAUGCUCAAGGACUUUUGUGAACGCGCCCAUGCGAACAAUGUGCACCGCUUCAUCGAGUACUUUAUCGAGAUGUCUAUCGAGGCAAAGACACUGCAAAGAGUUCGUGCUGGUGAAGCAAUACGGGAGUUACACGAUGCUCACAUCGUUAGCCAGAAACAUAUUGAGAAUGCUCUCAAAGAACAGCUCUCAAUGGCGGAGGAUAUGGUCAUUGAUAUUCCGAAAUACUACGAGUGUAUGGCGGAAAUCAUGGCCCCACUUUUUGUUGCGGAUGGUAUGAACUUCAGCGCUCUGCUACGUGCAGUUAAAGCAGCCCUCGUUCCUUUGAACACCUCGAAGAUGCUCGUGUCACUGUUCAAGCGAAUCAACGAAAUCAGUAGCGACGGCGUUUCUAAGAAAUGGAAGGAGUCAGGGAUUAACUUGUCCGAACUCGUAAACGGCCUUCCCGAAAUAGAGAUUAAGGCAAUAGAAGCUGCUCUUGGACAAGUGGCAUCAAUUAGCCCUGGCUUGGGUCUAACAUUACAAGAGCUCUGUCAGCGUUUCCGAUCAGCGUUAGACACGUCAAAGAGUGCGGGGGAUUUAGAGCACGCUUUGAAAGACGUGGUGCACCAGGCAGGAAAAGAGCAGCGAAAACUGGCUGUACAGGCCUUCGCAACUGUAUUGCUAAAUAUUGGGCUCCUACUAAAGGAAAAUAGUAGCACGUCUGGGAAAGAGUUUGUAAUGGACCUCAAAUUGAUCGAACAGAAAUUACACGUAGAUGCAGCAGGUAAAAAUAUGCCGAAACCCAUUGAAGAUCUAUUUAAUGACGAUGAGGCAUCCAUUCAAGCAUUGUAUGCCCUACAGAUCGUCAUGCACGAGAGAGAACAUCCUAAGGAGGCAACGUCGAAUUUCAUUAACUGGCUAUAUGACAAAGACCUCGUCUCUGAAGACGUGAUCAAGGACUGGGCGAAGCCAGAUAGGACACGACACGAACAGACGGGUUACCACGUUACGGUCCAGAACGCCAGCGGGUUUCUGUCGUGGUUAGGAGAAGACUAGAAGGCCGAAGCGAGACCCCAGCGCUCGAUUCAAAUGUGUGUGAGCAAUGUCCGCUGCGAGUAACCAGUGUCGUGUAUCGGUGCUCCAAAGAAUCACAAUCACAAUAUAGCGGGAAAGCCUGAAGACGGAUUGCAAUUGUUGCGACUGUCUCCGCUAUUUACGGUGAUGGAGCAGCUACAGCUGAGUCUUACAGCCGUCAACGACCACAGCAACAGCAACGACAGAUGGGAGUGAUGGAGCCCGGCAUGUGAAGCACAAUAUAUAGAAAUGAAUAUCUACGAAGACAUAAGUCGAUGGAUAUAUAUAUAUAUAUAUGGAUAUAUAUGUAUAUAUAUAUAUAUAUAUAUAUGUAUAUAUAUAUUCCCUUCAUCAUCUUAUUAAGAUGGUGAAAGGAAACAGGAGAAGAACUAAUUAUAUAAUGCUAAUGAUUAACACUGAUAAGAGAUGAUAACAGUAAAUAUGAUGAUGGAGGAAUAUAGAUGAUGAUGAUGCGAUUAAAUGAAGGCGGUUCCAUGGACAAACGACUGCGCGAAGUCGUGCUU